UCCGACAGGACUAUAAACUCGUGACUCGACGAACACAAGGAUAGAAGCCCUAAGUCGGAGUCUCUCUCUCUCUCUCUCUCUCUGGCACACGCUCUUUUUGGGGCGAAAAAGAGGAGGCAGCCAUGGUGUUCUACUUCAAAGCCCGACCGGAGGCUGGCGAUUACUCCAUAUUCAUGGGCCUCGACAAGUACGAGAACGAGGAGCUCAUCAAAUACGGAUUCCCUGAAGACAUUUGGUUUCAUGUGGAUAAAAUGUCUUCCGCCCAUGUAUAUGUAAGAUUGCACAAGGGUCAGACUAUUGAUGAUAUAAGUGAAGGCUUAUUGGAGGAUUGUGCUCAGCUUGUCAAAGCAAAUUCCAUCCAAGGCAACAAGGUGAACAAUAUUGAUGUUGUUUACACUCCCUGGUCUAAUUUAAAGAAAACUGCUUCCAUGGAUGUUGGUCAAGUUGGUUUUUACAAUUCAAAAAUGGUUCGAACUGUGAGAGUGGAGAAACGGAUUAACGAGAUUGUUAACAGAUUGAAUAGGACAAAAGUGGAAAGGAAACCUGAUUUGAAAGCUGAGCGUGAAGCAGUUGGUGCUGCAGAAAGAGCAGAAAGAAAACAACAGCUGAGAGAUAAAAAACGACGUGAGGAGAUGGAAAGACUUGAGAAGGAGAGACAAGCAGAGCUAAAAAGUUACAAAGGUUUGAUGGUCUCUGAAAAUAUGACAUCUAAUAAACAGAUUGCCGCAACAAGCAAGUCCUUGCAGGAACUGGAAGAAGAUUUCAUGUAAGCUCAUGAUUCUUUAAAUGGCCAAAAAUUACUGGGCCGAUGAGGAAGCGUGAUUGUCAUUCAGUUUACAGUACCUUGUCUUUCCCUGUGGAUGUUUACAAGAAAUAGCAUUUGCAACUUCAAUGGAGCAGAGAAAAAAGUUUGGGAGAAGUGGAUGAGGAUGAGGAUGAGAUUUAACCUCCCUCCUUUUACUUUCAUAUGUAUAAGAGGAUGACGACGACGAACAUUAUUUAUAUCUGCAUUGGGAUAAUGGGUGAUAAAGCUCACUGUCAUAUUCAUAAACAAAACUAGCUAUGUUUACAGUUUUGUUUACUA
Juglans microcarpa x Juglans regia is the source of this 1084-nucleotide messenger RNA. Its product is annotated as coiled-coil domain-containing protein 25-like. Lineage: Eukaryota; Viridiplantae; Streptophyta; Magnoliopsida; Fagales; Juglandaceae. The record is from RefSeq and is a predicted model, not a curated record. The coding region runs from base 123 to 770 and encodes 215 amino acids. The transcript has 6 exons.